Phaethon lepturus (White-tailed tropicbird) is the source of this 1319-nucleotide messenger RNA. RefSeq names its product GATA-binding factor 2. The annotation marks the transcript as partial. The record is from RefSeq and is a predicted model, not a curated record. The transcript has 3 exons. NCBI's taxonomy places the organism in Eukaryota, Metazoa, Chordata, Aves, Phaethontiformes, Phaethontidae. Gene Ontology annotation, molecular function: DNA-binding transcription factor activity, RNA polymerase II-specific; RNA polymerase II cis-regulatory region sequence-specific DNA binding; zinc ion binding. Gene Ontology annotation, biological process: positive regulation of miRNA transcription; positive regulation of angiogenesis; negative regulation of transcription by RNA polymerase II.
AAGGCAGAGAGUGUGUGAACUGUGGAGCAACUGCCACCCCUCUCUGGAGAAGAGACGGCACCGGGCAUUACCUGUGUAACGCCUGCGGGCUCUACCACAAAAUGAAUGGUCAAAACCGACCUCUCAUUAAACCUAAACGAAGGCUGUCAGCGGCUAGGAGAGCAGGGACUUGUUGUGCCAACUGUCAGACAACCACCACGACCUUAUGGCGACGUAAUGCAAACGGGGACCCGGUUUGUAAUGCCUGCGGACUCUACUAUAAAUUGCACAAUGUGAACAGGCCUCUGACCAUGAAAAAGGAAGGAAUUCAGACCAGGAAUAGGAAAAUGUCCAACAAAUCAAAGAAAAGCAAGAAAGGCUCUGAGUGUUUUGAGGAACUGUCCAAGUGCAUGCAGGAGAAAUCGUCUCCCUUCAGCGCUGCUGCCCUUGCUAGUCACAUGGCACCCAUGGGGCAUUUGCCACCUUUCAGCCACUCUGGACACAUCCUGCCAACACCUACCCCCAUCCACCCAUCUUCCAGCAUCUCAUUUGGACAUCCACACCCAUCCAGCAUGGUUACAGCCAUGGGAUAAAACCUGAUGACCAAGAGACCCACCCAGAGAUUAAGAACAUGGGGCUUUGCCUAAGGUGACACCACAUAAGAAAACGUUCUGCCAAGAGGAGAAUGUAGGGAUGGCAAAAGGGGAUCUUUGCUCCCAUGUGGUUUAACUCUUAAUGCUGGACUAAAACCGUGCAAAUGAUGGGUCUUCGGCAGAAACAGUGUGGUGGUGCCUGUAAUGCACUUUGCCCCCUCAGGUAUAAGGAAAAAUAACUCACCUGUUCAAUAAUCAAUGGUCCAGCGGGAAGCAAAAGGUGGCAGAAGCUGAAGAAAAAGGCUUGGAACUGGCUUUCCUUUCUCUCUUUGUUAUUACUGUGAAUAUUGUAAAGAGAUAUAAGCAGCCUCCCAGGAUGGAAUCGGCUCACUGGAAGCCAGACAUGCUGGAUUUCUAUCACGGAUUUUGUUUGGGAUGGGGAAAAAAAAGAGAAAAAGGAAAAAAAAAAAAAAAAGAAAGAAAAAAAGAAAAGGACAUCUUUAUAAAAACGUAAUUUUUAAAAUGGAAUCAGACACAAAGUCAUAUUUAUUUUGCUCUUGUUUUCCACAAAAAGCCUCAACCCCUCUGAUUGCAUGUUUUUGUGCUGUUGUUUGCAAUGGCUACCCUGUAAGAGAACCUGCCUUCAAAACAAGGAGGAGGAGGGGGAAACAUUCAGCGAUCCCCUUGGAUUAGCUCCAUCUAUCUUCCAUACCAAAAUAUCUACUAGGAAGGGGGAAAAGACUUGGU